This is a messenger RNA of Ceraceosorus guamensis, 423 nucleotides long. RefSeq lists its product as hypothetical. The transcript has 3 exons. Bases 1 to 423 code for a protein of 140 amino acids. The record is from RefSeq and is a predicted model, not a curated record. NCBI's taxonomy places the organism in Eukaryota, Fungi, Basidiomycota, Exobasidiomycetes, Ceraceosorales, Ceraceosoraceae.
AUGAAGUCCUUUGCUCUUCCGAUCUUUCGCCUCGGCGUGGCCUUACUCGCCACCAGUCUCGUUGGUGUGCAAGCAUUCAUCGAUCCCGGGUAUCAUCUGCUUUACCGUCGCGAAUAUUGCCUCGAUGAUGGUAUAAUCAACUGGCAGUCUUUGUUCCAUGUAGGAGUCAUCGAUCGUCCCGUCCAAUGGUCGUUCAACGAAUUGGCAAGCCGAUGGGCGAAGCAAUGCGAGGACACGUGUAAGAAAGCUAAGUCCGACGAAUACACUUCAGACAUUGGCCGUUUCCCCGGCGACCCCACCCUCUACAUUUACUGUUAUGACCGAGCUGCUGUCAGCAAAGUCACGGAAGCAGCCAAAGGUCUCAAUCAGCAAAUUCGAGACAGUGGCAUACUGGGCGCGUUCAGCACUGCGUAUGUCAGCUGA